UGGGCUUUCCAAGCCCCGCCCGGCCGCCGCGCUGGGGGGGGGGGAAGGACUCGCACUCCCGGGCGGCUCCCGGACAGCGCAGGUGAAGCCGAGACGCUCCGAGCUGCCCCAGGGCGGGCAGCGGGAGUGCGCGGUGCAGAGCCGGGCGCGGAGCCCCCAGCCCGCUGCGGAGCCGCCGGUGCAGCCGCAGCGCCCGAAGCCGCCGCCCCGCGGGGGCUGCAGGCUGCUUCCUCCCCCGGCCGGGCGCGGGACCUCAGUCCCGGUCCUCGCUCGCCUCCGCCGGAGACUCCCCGCCGCGCUGCUCCCAUCGCCCGCCGGCCGCAGCGCCCCUCGCCGGAGCACAGUGUCAAAGUCUCUCACUGAGGAACGUCAAGAGCUGGGAAAGCCGCCCACGAUGGAUCGCCUCCUUCUGGCUCUGCUUUUCCUGUUGCAAGGGGUCGAUGGAAGCAGCCGCCACGCAGAAGACUUCCGAUUUUGUGGCGAAAGAAACCAAACGAAGAAAAGCCAUAUCACUUAUCAGAUGCGGCCAGAGAACAUCACCAUCGAGAACAGUGCUGACACGCUGAAGAUAAGUGUGCCAUUCCCAUUAAACCCUGUAAACUUCUCUUUACCCGACAAUUUGGGGAACUACCGCUUCUGCCUCUACUGGUACCAAAGGGAUGGGAUUUUCAACCUCACGUACGGCAAAAACAACUACACGCUGAGUACCGAGGCAGAGCCUUCCUUCAACUUUUCAAACCCAAGCGCACCGCAGAAUAGAAGUGGGGUUCCUGUGCUUUCCAGAGUGUCCUACGCCUAUGGCAAAGGCCUGCGGAACACCUCCCUCAGCAGCGCCGCUGUUUACUCCUUCUCCAUCCGUGGUACAGUUGAAUCAAUAUGUUAAAUGGGUUAGAGAACUUGCAGCGGUACCACCGCAGCCUCUGAGCGUGUUCAGUCUCAGAAGCUAAGCAGGGCUGGCUCUGUCUGCCCAUGGAUGGGAAGGUUCUGGGGAAAACCCCUGAGGCAGCUGAUGCUCCAUUAGAAGGUAGAGAAGGGCAUUUGGCUUCUCCACUGGUCACUAAUUCCAUCAUUUUUCAAAAAUGGCCACUAGUUUUGGGUUCCUCAUUUUUGGGGCACCCACAUGCAGCGCUCUGUGGCCGAUUUCCCCACGGUGUCGAAAUCCCACCUCUCCCAGUGAGAAGAACUGGAGUUGUGGGUUCUCAACACCUCUGGAAAUCCAGCCCAAAGUUUCUCUGUGUAAGCACACAAAGUAAGUGGCCACUUUUGAAGACGUGGCUGCAAAGGUCCUGCAUUUCACCGGAUAACCCCUCAUCUAGUCACAAUGUCCCACCUUUAAUGGCCAGUUGUGCUGCCUUCAGCAGUGCAGGGGUCCUCAGGUCACAGCUGUAUGGGAGCCUUAUAGGGAUCCAUCAUGACACCAGCAACACUCCAUCCUUUAGAACAGAGGUGGGCAAACUACAGCCCAUGGGCCACAU
This is a messenger RNA of Chrysemys picta bellii (western painted turtle), 1475 nucleotides long. The record is from RefSeq and is a predicted model, not a curated record. NCBI's taxonomy places the organism in Eukaryota, Metazoa, Chordata, Testudines, Emydidae.